AUGUGGUCUUCAUUUGGACGAAAUUUGCUGCUAGAGAUGCGAUUUUGGACGGCAAAUAUGGCAACUUCGGUGACCAACGUUGCCAAGCGAAAUGCCGGACGCGCCGGUACCGCGGGAAAAUCUCGGGGCAACACGGGUAUGACUGGCUCCGUGAAACCGACGAAAAAGGAAAACGAAAAGGUUUCAAAAGGGCGACUGCAGGCAGCAUCCGAUGUUCGUCCCAAGUCCACCACAGCUAGCCUCCCAGACAGAACCUCUCCUCCAAAUAGAAAACUGACCACUUCCAGCAGUGCUGGUAAUGUCAACGCCAAGCGUAAUGUCCGCCAGCCCAGACUGAGGAGUAGUCAGUCCGAUGCGGGGAUUGCAAAGGCAUUCCAGAAGUUAACGAUUCAAGAGAGGAAAUCAGCAUCAAGUGCCCAGUCUCGCCGCAGCAGCUCAGCCAGCGGCGGUAGCCACGUCUGUAAGAGCCUAGAGGAUGUAGCUCGCUGGAUCCUCACCAAGAAAUGCCACAGCAUCGUUGUCAUGGCUGGUGCUGGCAUCAGCACGCCGAGCGGAAUCCCAGAUUUCAGAACUCCAGGGUCUGGUCUGUAUGACAACCUGCAGCAGUACAAGAUCCCCAGCCCUGAGGCCAUAUUUGACAUUGACUUCUUCCAUCGUGACCCGCGACCUUUUUUCACUUUGGCCAAGGAGCUUUACCCAGGGACUUACCGGCCAAACUACGUCCACUAUUUUGUCCGGAUGCUGCACGAGAAAGGCAUCUUGCUGAGGAUGUACACACAGAAUAUCGAUGGCCUGGAAAGAAUUUCAGGAAUCCCCGCAGCCAAGUUGGUAGAGGCACAUGGGACUUUUGCAACAUCAACAUGCACACGGUGCGGAGAGAAAUAUGAUGGUGAUGACACUAAGGCUGAGAUCAUGAAUGACGUUACACCGAUAUGCAAACAGCGAUCUUGUAGGGGUAAAGUCAAGCCUGAUAUUGUUUUCUUUGGAGAGGACCUACCAAAGAGAUUCUUCUAUUACCUGAAGGACUUUGCCCAGUGUGACCUUGUGAUAGUCAUGGGAACCUCUUUAGAGGUCCAGCCCUUUGCAAGCAUCAUCAACUCGGCCAGGGGCUACGUUCCCAGGCUGCUCAUCAACCGAGAAGCAGUAGGACCCUUUGCUCGGCCGCGCUCAGGCCGCUUCAACGAUGUAGCGGUGACUGGGGACCUGAUGGAGUGUGUCCAGAAAUUUGCUAGGGUUCUAGGCUGGAAGAAGGCCCUGGAAGACUUGAUCAAGGAACACGGAGCUGUGUUGGAUGAACAGUUUGGAUCUAGAAAAUCUACAGAGUCUGUGUCCGAAAAUGGUGUCGAUGGGGAUCCAGGAGUGGAUGGAAGCACUGAUGGCUCGGCCAAUGGGAAGCCUGCUUCUCUGGCAUCGUCAGGAGGAUCGACCAAUCAAAACCCAAGAGGUGGUUUCCGUGGUUACAGAGCCAACAGCUGCCAGUCUAUGGAUGCUCUGAAAGGACAUGCCACAAAGCCAGAUGGAUUUAAAUCCCCCUCAAGAAACUUGCACACUGUGUCAGAAACCACAGCCCCUCUAAACACCCUCGCAAAGUUCAACCCCUCUCAGAGAGUGGUACGGUCAACCAAUCACAGAGUAGCAUUGCCAAGACUCAACUCCAGACAGCCGCGGCGUAAGGAUACCUCGGGCAGAAGGGGUAAAUCAUCAUGGCGUAGUGAUUCCUCGGACAGCAGUGAUUCAUCUGAAAGUAGUUCCGAAACGGACUCAAGUGACAGCUAGCACAAGAGUUGUGUUAAAGCCCGUCUCCUCAUCAGGACAAAUCCAUGGAUUAGGUGAGUCUUCACUUGAAGUUGAUGAUCACUUUGAGUGAAUGACCCUGGAAAGCUGGUUUUUGCCAUGCGCCCACACUAGCUACAGUGCUCUUCCCGGAAAGAUGUCAAGAGUUGGUGCAUUUACGUUGAAAAUUGGACUUCCACAGACAAUGCAAUACACAUUCUAACGAGGGGCCUAUUUCAUCAUUGGAGCUGCUUAGCGCACAUUUUCCUAAAUAUGGUAACAUUUAGAUAGUAUAGGUGGUUACCAGUCAGAAUGUAACCUGACGUGUAUUGUGUGUGACCGGUUCUCUGCCGAAUUGUUUAGCAUCUUAAAUAGCUGUUAUUAUUAAGCAAUUUUUUUUUCUCUAGUUAACGGCACAGUCAUGUGUAGAUGCAGAAUGCAGAGGACCUCCGUAGGUCUUGAAACAAAAAAGAGUCCAUACGUUUGGAAUCUUUUUGAGAGAAGGAAAGGUCUAUCCAUACUAUUACCAGUAGUAGUCACAUGUACCCCUAACCCUGCUAAAUGCAACAGAAUGCACCAACGGUAAAAAGUUGUUGCAACUUGUUGCAUCUAGCAUUUGUCCUGAUCUGAUGCAUUCCACCAUUGCAUACCGUUGCAUUUGGCAGGAUAGGUACUUGGUACCAAGGCUGGCACUGCAUUCUGUUCCAUUUGGCAGGGUGCCUAGAGAAUACCCCGUGGGGGUUAGGGCUAAUUAGGGGCUAGACGUUGUUAUGGUUUGAUAUGUUAUAACCCGCCGCCGUGAUAACCCACCGCCGUGACAGGGCGUUAUCAUGACCAACUAAUAUCACCCACGAACCCAUCAGGAACGUCUUGGGAAAUUUGUAAAAUCUCCCCCCCCCCCCCGAAAAAUGGGGGAAACUAGUGUGCAUGCAGGCAAUUUUGGUCCAUAUUCAGUCCCACGCACACACUACACACCACAAAAGAGCUGACCAGUGAAGUGGCUCAAAAGUCCUGCAACACUAUACUGGGAGAAAUGUCAGAUUUUGGUUCGGAACUACUAUGAAAUGUUUUGAAUGCGGGCUGCAUAUUUAGGCCAAACAGGUAUGCGCAUUACACAACCGAUACGAUUUUCCCUAGACGUUGUUCCUGACGGGUUCGCAGGUGACAUUUGUUGGUCGUGAUAAUGCUGUCUCGCGGCGGGUUAUCACGUAUCAAACCAUAAAAAUGUAGCCCCUAGAAUAUCAUCAGGGGCACCGGCAAGCUUUCAGGAGAUGGGGGUUGAUAGGAAGGGGAGGGUGAGUUGAGUGAAGGCGUACCAAAGGCCUGCCCAGCUAGGGGGGUACAUGGAAAGGGCCCCCCCCCCCCCCCAAUUUGAGAAUAAAUUUCGGAACUUAAGCAUUCCACUUGAUUUUGUCCCCAUUUAACUCGUACAUGUAUCACAACAUUAGUUUGCGGCUGAACUUGGGGGUCGCACCCCCCCCCCCCCAAGAUUUACCAAGUUCACGUACCAGUACAUGUACAUGGACUCAUGUGUGUGUUGAUGUCCCCAUAAUUCAUGGGGUUUGUGAGAAAUGUACACAAACAAAAGGUGGAAGUGGCUUAUUGCCGAAUUUGGAAGUCUGUUGUGUUUGUCAAUUUUUUUCAAAAUCUACAGGGUGUAACUCCUCCCCCCCCCCCCCCCCUUAGCUGGUAUGCUUACUGUUUUGUUCAAAUUGCCAGGAUUUUUAUUUAUGCAAUUACAGGAAAGUAACCAGCAUCUUUUGUAAGACUGUUUUUGGAAGAAUUUGGUGUUUUCUGUGUAAAUUCCAAAAGCAGUUUAGCUGGUUCGAUAACAGUUGGUGCCAUGAAUUAAGCAUUAAUUUAUUGCCGAAAUUUGUGCAUAGGUGUGUCUGAAUGUAUAUGAUAGGGUAUAAGAGAUUAACUUAAAGAUUGCACUAUUUAUAAAUAUAGCACAGAUUUAUUCAAAUGUCUUGACUAACAAUGAUUGUUUUGGAAUAAAAAUAUAUUUGUUCACAUUAAUU
Messenger RNA from Patiria miniata (bat star), 3794 nucleotides. RefSeq names its product NAD-dependent protein deacetylase sirtuin-3-like (gene sirt3). The coding region runs from base 1 to 1776 and encodes 591 amino acids. The record is from RefSeq and is a predicted model, not a curated record. Lineage: Eukaryota; Metazoa; Echinodermata; Asteroidea; Valvatida; Asterinidae. The transcript is spliced from 9 exons. Gene Ontology annotation, molecular function: NAD+ binding.